GCGCAGCCUCCAGACGCACGGGAGCAAGGAGUAACCUACUAGUUCUGCCGCAGAAACAAACCUAGAGCAGCGGAAAGCUCCCCUGUGUGUCUUUUUUAAAAAGAUCCUCCUGCCUCCCACCAUCCGAGCCCCCGGCUCCCCCCCUCUACGAUGUCUACAGUCAACACGCUGCCAUUGCAUCAAGGUGAUAUUACCUCAACGCGAGGUGGUAGCAGCAUGGCCCCAAACACAAAACAGGCCGUGGCAGAGUGCAUCUCGGACGAUGCCCUGAUCCAUUUGAAGUCGUACAAAUACUCGAGCGUCGAUAAAUCACCAGUGUCGAAAUACAUACUUGGUCCUUGGUGGAAUGCCUUUGUCGAAGUAUUACCGCUAUGGAUUGCGCCGAAUAUGGUCACCCUUCUGGGAUUCUUCUUUAUUCUUUUCAACGUCGCCUUAGUGGUCAUCUAUAUGCCUGAUCUAGUGGGACCAGGACCGUCAUGGCUGUACUUUAGUUUUGCGUUUGGUCUUUUCAUGUACCAGACGAUGGAUAACGUCGACGGAAAGCAGGCGAGAAGGACCGGCACUUCGAGCGGUUUGGGCGAGCUCUUCGACCAUGGCAUCGAUUCGCUCAACUGCACUCUCGCGAGUUUACUCGAGACGGCCGCUAUGGGACUGGGUACCUCGCCCUCUGGUGUCUUCACAGCUCUUAUCCCGUGUCUUCCCAUGUUCUUUUCAACGUGGGAGACUUACCACACGCAUACGCUCUACCUUGGCGUCAUCAACGGCCCAACGGAAGGCCUCCUCAUUGCCUGCGGCAUCAUGAUCAUCUCCGGAAUUUACGGACCCGACGUUUUCACGAAGCCACUCGCACAUAUCUGGGGCGAUCACUUGGAGGGAGUGGCCCAUCUCAUCGGAGACGUCUCCUUCCGGGAUAUCUGGGUUGGCAUGAUCAUCUUCCUGCUGGUCACCACUCACAUCCCCUUUUGCGUCUUGAACGUAGCCCGUGCGCGCCAGGCGAAGAACCUCCCCGUUCUUCCCGUAUUCUUCGAGUGGAUUCCAAUGGCCGUCUUCACCGUCUGCACUGGCGCCUGGGUCUUUUCUCCUUACAGCUCCCUCAUGAACGACAACCACCUCGUUCUCUUUUGUUGCACAAUGUCCCUCGUUUUUGGACGACUGACCACCAAAAUCAUCCUUGCACACUUGACUCGUCAACCAUUCCCGUACUGGACUGUCAUGUUGACCCCGCUGGUUGGAGGUGCCGUUCUCGGAAACCUUCCUCGAAUUGGCUUCCCUCAGAUUAGCCCUCAACUGGAGUUAUUCUACAUGUGGGGAUACUUCGUCUUCGCAGUGGUGGUCUAUUUCCGCUGGGCCUACCUGGUGAUCACCAGCAUCUGCGACUUCUUGGGCAUCAACGCUCUCACCAUUCCAAAGGAGAAGCAGCUGGCCAACAAGCUGGCCGCCAGAGCCGCCACCAAGCUGCACUGAAAGACGAUUAUCAUUGACUUUUGCCUUUUGAAAUUAUAGGCUCUUUCUUCUUUUCUUUCCUCAUUUUCUGUUUUCUAUACUUUUCAAUUCUUAUUCCCUAAACACAGAUGAUGCCCUUAUGAAACCAAGUUAGAGAUGUUGAUGCAGGAUAGGAUUUCAACACCCAGCAAGCAAUAUAAAAAACGGACGAUUGGACGAGAUUUCAACCACCUAGAAGAUAUGGUUUGGGGCAACUAUAAAGAAACACAACGAAGAAGGGGAAGUGCAGCUUUUAUAUGAGCGACCUGAUACUAUGGCACGCAUGGCAGACCGGCGUUGGAUUGAUGCUUUUGCGCUUCUAUUAUGAAACAUGGUCCGGCCUUUGAUGACUCUGGGCCACAAGGAUGAAUGAUUUGUACUAUUUUUCCCCCGUCAUUUUUUCUCUUUCUAUUCCUAUUAAUAUCGGGACUCUAUAGAUUCAACCUCAUGCUUAACAGUCAGUAUUAUGUCUAAUAAUAUUUGAGAAAUCUACGCAAGGCUCUCGAGAGGCAUUGUUGGAGGUUCGCUUGGAAUGCAUUUGAAUGACUUGAAACAUAGAAACAGCAAUAUCACUGCCUGAAUAGAAGAGAAUUAAGACUCUC
Trichoderma atroviride IMI 206040 is the source of this 2084-nucleotide messenger RNA. RefSeq lists its product as uncharacterized. The record is from RefSeq and is a predicted model, not a curated record. Gene Ontology annotation, molecular function: phosphotransferase activity, for other substituted phosphate groups. Gene Ontology annotation, cellular component: membrane. Gene Ontology annotation, biological process: phospholipid biosynthetic process. Lineage: Eukaryota; Fungi; Ascomycota; Sordariomycetes; Hypocreales; Hypocreaceae.